Molecule: messenger RNA, 6532 nt
Organism: Drosophila mojavensis
Lineage: Eukaryota; Metazoa; Arthropoda; Insecta; Diptera; Drosophilidae
Exons: 7
Coding region: 192-5912 (1906 amino acids)
Biological process (GO): error-prone translesion synthesis; double-strand break repair via homologous recombination
Cellular component (GO): nucleus; zeta DNA polymerase complex
Molecular function (GO): DNA-directed DNA polymerase activity
Source: RefSeq, a predicted model, not a curated record
AUUAUAAUUUAAUAUAAAAAAUAUAUAUAUAAAAACAAAAUAUUCAAAAAUAAAACAUAAAUAAAUUGCAAGAACUGAAGGCAAAGGCCCCUGGCGCAUAGCAGAAAAACUUGCCAGCUUUGAUUUUGAGAUAUUCUACUUGAUUCGAAGGAUUUUGCAGAACAAUCUUAGCCAACGAUCAUUUUAACAUCAUGACUGAUCCUUCUGUUGGCUCAUCGUCCCCGAAUUGGGCAAGUCUUAUCUCAAAUGAGAUCAUACCCGCCUUUGUAGGCGAGGUUCCGCAAAAUACUGAGCAAGCUCCGGCUGGUACGGGUCCAUCAUCGGAGGCGACACGGGAUCUACCGCUGCUGAUGAACAGCUUGAAUGGCCAAAUGUCACCGUAUGCGCCGGUUUUUCACCCCAUGGGCUCGUACGCGUCGCAUCUGUUGGCUCUAGAGCAAGCAGCUCAAAUAAACCCGCAGACGCUACCACCGCCACCGCCACGUCCAAUGGACCCGCAUCUUGAAGAGUACUACGAGGGGGGCCAAGUGCAGGAGGUCUACGACUACGAGGAUCCUGACGAAAUGCAGGCACACAUGUAUCCAGGUGAUUACGGCGAUCCCGACAUGAAUGGCUGUACCGUGGACCUAACUAUUCGGGUGGCACCGAGUCCUCGCCCUUUUCCACCCCCCAAUCAGCGGGCGCUCGGCAACUGUCCCGAGCCGUCAAAUCGGGAGUGUUGGCCGGACGUUGAUCAGCAGAAUGGGCAGCGGCUAAUCCAUCCUCAAAUGCAUAUGUUAAUGCCGCCCCACAUGCAGGGCCAAUUGCCUCCCCACAUGCAGGACCAAAUGCCACCCCACAUGCAGGAUCAAAUGCCACCCUACAUGCAGGGUCCGAUGCCUCCACAUAUGCAGGGUCCAAUGCCUCCCCAUAUGCAGGGUCCAAUGCCUCCUCACAUGCUGGGACCGAUGCCUCCUCAUAUGCAGGGUCCGAUGCCUCCCCAUAUGCAGGGUGCGAUGCCCCCACAUAUGCGGGGUCAGAUGCCUCCUCAUAUGCUGGGUCCGAUGCCGGCUCAUAUGCAGGGUCAGAUGCCUCCUCAUAUGCAGAGUCAGAUGCCUCCUCAUAUGCGGGGUCAGAUGCCCCCUCAUAUUCAAAGCCAAAUGCCAUUUCAACCGCAUCCCCAGAUGCUAUUCCAAUUACAGCAGUCGCCUCACAAUCUUGAGUACUGGGGUGAAAUGGAAGAGCAGAUCGAUGGAGAGCACGAGCAAAUGCUCGGACCUAAUAUGGAGCAGCAAAUGCCACCGAUGCUGAACCAAUGCCACCUGGAAGAUCAAGCACAAGCGGAGAACCGUGAAUAUUGGCGUGAAAUUGAACAGGACAAUGUAGCAGCUGAGGGGCAACUGUACAGUCAACAUCCAGAGUACCCCAUGUCUGAAGUACCGCUUGAAAUCCAAGGUCAUAUAACACCUGAGCAUCUGCAAUACUGGCGCGAAAUGGAAGAACAGGAAAACGCUCAACAAAUGCAGAACCAUGGGAUGUUGCUCAAUGUUGAUCAAGAGGACAAUGAGAUCGAGGGGCAUGUGGUGUCGGAGCCGCCUCCACCCGAAUAUUGGAUAGAUAACGAUCAGAUUGUCGCAACUGUCGCUCCACACCAGCAGCAGGAGCAGCAGCAUCAUCAACGGCGUCGACAACUACGUCCAGAGGACAUACAGGCAUUGUCUCGCGAGAUCUGGUGCGAUGUGGAGACGAAUAGCAAUGUGAAUGCACCGCUUUCCCAGACAUCGCCGUUGCCGACUUCGUAUGAUUACUGGCUUGACAUUGAGCAGUUGAUCGCCUCAUAUGGACUGCAUUCGCCACAGCCGCAGGAGCAGGGCGCAUCAGCAGCCAAUGUCUGGCAGGAUGUGAAGGAGCCGCAUGUCGCUGGCCAAUGCUACUUGGAGGAGGCGGACCAACAAGUUCCCCAGUUGGACCAAGAGCCGGCACCGGUCUGGUGGCCCGCGGACGGACAGCAUGCUGGAGGUGAGCCUCUGUUGCCGUGUCCAAGCGAUUGGUUGCCCGAAGGAGUUCCGGGGGUGCUUGAGCCACUCGUGCAGGUGGAAAAUGUGGAUGAGCAAGGAAUAGAGCAUCAGCGACAGGCACCUGCGGUAUGUGAAUGGUGGCCCUCUGGGCAUGCUAUGCAGCAGCAGGAACAGCAGCAGCAUGAGCUCAUCGACAGGCGUUUGGAGAACGAACAGAACGCCAUGGCUGAGCAUCAGGGAACGGAGCACGUGCAUUCAGUGCCAACAGACAGAGAAUAUUGGAAUGAUGUAAAUCAGGGGGCUGCUAGCCUUGAGUCUCAAGCGCAAGCUGCCAUGCAGCCACAGAUUACAGAUCCACCUAAUGGCUGGUGGGUAGAGCCCGGGCAGCCUAAGAGAGCACAAGAUGUACCAACCUAUCAUGAUAAUUGCCUCGAGAAGGAACAGCAGGUUUAUGCGGAGUCCGAGCAGCAGCAGGAACUGCAGCAAGAUUUUCAGCAGGAGCCACAGAAGCAGCAGCAACAACCAUGUCUGCAACAGGAAUAUCAGAAGCAGCAGGAGCUAGAGCAAGAACAGCAGCCACAGGAAUUUCAGAAGGAGUUGCAGGAGGAGCAGGAGUGUCAGGAGGAGAAAAAGUUGCCGCCAAAAAAAUCGACAACACCACGCGACUGGUGGCAAGCCGCUGCUUUCACCCCGCAGGAACAUUUGCAGUCACAGGCACAGCCGGUGCAGCCGGUACAGCCACGCAGCAUUGAUUCGCCCGUUGAAUGGAUGCCCUACUCCUAUGGUGCACUGACCGUGUCCCAGACUGUAUCAGAGGAAAAAGAGGAUAUGGCUCCGCCAAGUGCUGGGCCGAAGGCAGCGUGUACUGGAUCGAUAGCUCCGACUAUCGGGAACAACGAUAACAAUACCAACGACAAUUCCCAAGAUGACUUUCCAUCCUUCGAGGACUUCGCCCGCCAGGUGAGCGAAUGCAGUCUAUCCAGCUCGGAAUAUAUUGCUACUUUGCGAAACCUUAUGAUACGCGCCCAUAAUCUGAUGCUGCCCUUGCUGCGCGGCCGCUUCGCCAACAUGACCCAGGUCCAGAUGGCAGCCUAUACCACGGCCAUACUGGAGGUCACGCCGCUGCAUCCAAGUCUGUUCCUUCCAUCGACCGUCGCCCGUCCCUGGAUGGGCAACGGAGGACUCUUGCCACCCAGCCAUCCACAUAGCUUGACGCCUCAGGAUCUGGCACGCGUCAAUCCUCGUCCCUUGCUGGUCGAUGUGGGCACUCAGACAGAGUACCGUUGCUGGUGCAUGCACAUAAGCAUGUUUCCGCCGCCGCCGCUGCCUGCGCCACCACCACAGCCGAGGACGCAAGGCAAUCCCGCCCCACACUUUGUAGCGCCGAACGGACCGCGCAUGAUGGCGCCUUGUGGCACGGCGCCGAUGAGUUUCUGGGGCAGACCCAUGGUGCCUAUGCAUGCGAAUCCCUACCCCCACGCCCAACAGGUGCCGCGUCCGCAUGGCUCGCGCUACGGCUACCGCAUCAAUACCUACGGCGGUGUGCCCUGUCGCUUCAAUAACGGCGGCAACAGCCGCUCGCGCCACAUGAAUCACAUGCACAAUUCGUCCACGCAUCCGAACAGCCAGCAGAGCGAGGACAAUGCCAGCACAGACAGGAGUUCCACUCGCGUCAAGGACCAGCCGUCGGCACAGCGUCACCAGCAGCGUCACCAGCAGCGCCACCAGCAGCGUCACCAGCAGCGCCACCAGCAGCGGCACCAGCAGCGGCACCAAAAGCAGCAGGAAUCGGACGACACCGAGACACCGUCAUCGUAUCGCAGCCCACAAAACACAUCAGUGCUACGUCUUAGCCCCAACAGCCACAACCGCGAGAUGGCAAUACAGCAGCAGGAACAGCAACAGCAACAUGAGCAGCAGCGGCUGUUGUUAGAGCAGGAGCAGACCUCUACCACCACCGGCAGUCAGUCCAGCUCGCCUGUGCUGCGCUCGGAGCAGUACUCGCGCCGCUGCCUGCAUAGUAGCUCCUCCAGCAGUCAGUCCAGCUCGCUGAGUCCCCGAUCCUCCAGUCACAGCUCAUCGGUCAUUAGCAACAACGAUAGCGAGGUGGACGACUUUGACGACAAUGAGGUCGCGGGCGGAAGUGAGGGCGAUAAUGCUGGUAGCAUCGAUGGCGUUGUGGGAGUCCAGAGCAUGAACAAUAGCAACAGCAACAGCAACGAGCAGGCAAUCAAUCAAACAUUGACAAACGCGGAAGCGGAAAGUGACGAACCAAAUGUUGCGAGUUCGCAGAGUGGUGCAACCCCACAGGCUUCGCAGAUCGGCGAGAAUGAGUCCACGGAAGCACAGACACGCACUCGACUGAAGCCUGCAAACAUAUUUCUGCAGCCGACAGGGCCGGUAAUGCCCAGCAUGCCCAUGAUGCACUUUUUCAUGAAUGGACCCCAAGGCGAUAUGCCCCCGCUAAUCUUCGAUAUGAACGACAGCUCAAGCCCGACUCCUAACUAUGCGCAGUUUUUGCCGAACAUCAAUAUGAACCUGAGUAUGUUCAACAAUACCUUGAUCAACCCGAUAAAUGGUAAUCCCAUGAGUAACCCCAUGAGUAACCCCAUGGGUAAUCCCAUGGGUAAUCCCAUGGGUAAUCCUAUGGGUAAUCCCAUGGGUAAUCCCAUGGGUAAUCCCAUGGGUAAUCCUAUGGGUAGUCCCAUGGGUAAUCCCAUGGGUAAUCCCAUGGGUAAUCCCAUGGGUAACCCUAUGGGUAAUCCCAUGGGUAACCCUAUGGGUAAUCCCAUGGGCAACCCCAUGGGUAAUCCCAUGGGCAAUCCCAUGGGUAACCCCAUGGGUAAUCCGGUGGGUAACCCCAUGGGUAACCCCAUGGGUAAUCCCAUGGGUAACCCCAUGGGUAAUCCCAUGGGUAACCCCAUGGGUAAUCCCAUGGGUAACCCCAUGGGUAACCCCAUGGGUAAUCCCAUGGGUAAUCCCAUGGGUAACCCCAUGGGUAACCCCAUGGGUAAUCCCAUGGGUAACCCUAUGAGUAAUUCCAUGGGUAAUCCCAUGGGUAAUCAUCCAAUGGGUCCUCCAAUGGGUCCUCCAAUGGGUCCUCCAAUGGGUCCUCCAAUGGGUCCUCCAAUGGGUCCCUCAAUGGGUCCUCCAAUGUGUCCUCCAAUGGUUCCUCCAAUGGUUCCUCCAAUGUGUCCUCCAAUGGGUCCUCCAAUGGCUCCUCCAAUGGGUCCUCCAAUGGCUCCUCCAAUGGGUCCCCCAAUGGGUCAUCCAAUUGGCAACACAAGGGGCAACCCAAUGGGCGGCCCAAUGGGCAACCCAAUAGGAAACACAAUGGGCAACCCGAUGGUAAAUCAGAUGGCAAUGGGUAACACUAUGAGCAACCGAAUGGGCAACCCGAUGGUAAAUCAGAUGACCAAUGCAAUGGGUAAUCCCAUGGCCAAUCCCAUGAACAAUCCAAUGGCGAUGGGCAAUCCGAUGUCCAACAUGCAUGCCAUGCCGCCCGACAUGAUGGGCAACUACUGUCCAAUGGGGCGUGACGUGGGCAUGAUGAAUCCGGCUAUGAUAUUACCCUAUGGCCCCCAUAAGAAUCCACACGAGCCCUUCCACCCCAUGGAGAUGCAGGAUGCCAUGAAUAUGAGCAUGCAGAUGAACAUGGGCAUGAAUGAGAACUACAAUGGACCCUUAACGGGUAUUCCGUUUGAUGAUUGCAAUCCGAUGCUCCAUCCCAAUGUCUACAUGGCCAACGAUUUGAUGGGCACGCCACCGAACGAUGGCAACAUGAAUGAGUGCCUUAAUGAGACCUACAACUCUGUUGAUCAUCGCAAGGAGACUAACAUCCAUCACGAUGUAGCAGCUGGCGAAUGUGAAUCAAUCAACAAGCUCGCCGCUGGCGGAAAAUCAAAACUAAAUUAGAUUUACAUUUGCUUACACACACACACACAUACACACGAGCAGACACGUCAGCACGGAUUCUACUCGACAUACAUUCAACAUUUAUUAAUUAGCGAUCCAUGGAAAUCGGCAAGGCAAACACGUUUCGAUGCGACCGAUUUUAUUCAUAUUACUUUCCGCAUAUAUAUAUAAAUAUGUAUAUAUAACACAGACACAGAGUAUACAUAUUAUAUAUAUAUAUCAUGGUCAUGUAUAUGGACAUAUAUCUGUCGCGUGUCUAAAUCGAUGUCAAACUAAUCGUUACAACACAUUGAGAUCGAUACUUCACGCGAUAGCACACUAACACCUCUCCAUUUGUAACAGUUAACACUCAUACACUCACACGCUCCGCUUGUAAACACUUUUACAUACUUUUCGACGAAUCACACACUCAUCUGGUACUCACAGACAUCGGUCAUUGGAAUGAAUUGAAUUGAAUAUGAAUGAUCAUAGAAGCAGUCGUAACUAUUGCUUAACACAUUUAUAAUAUUUGUAACCUAUUCACUAAUACACUCCGUGCACACAAACUCACACACACACAUACACACAGCGCAGCAAUUCGCAUACGCGCAUUAGAAGCAAUUAAAGCAUAUGCAGCUUGA